Acaulospora morrowiae is the source of this 2411-nucleotide messenger RNA. The record is from the annotation of a GenBank genome assembly. Lineage: Eukaryota; Fungi; Glomeromycota; Glomeromycetes; Diversisporales; Acaulosporaceae.
CCGAGAAAUGUCCGAACGAAAUUUUUUGUUCAUAUGAGUUCUAUCAAAAAUUUUCGCUAACUGUUUCAAAAUAUCCACGUGACUUUAUUGAUUAUAAUCGAACUUCAAUUCCUUCUGAAGAAGCUGAGAACGGUUCCAACCGACCUGACCCGGAUUUCCUCAGAAGAACAAAGAGUCCAACCGAUGAAUACAGCGAUGAAUCGUUAUAUUGCACGCCGAAACGCAUGAGCGAAAUAUUUGAAGGAGCUGCCAGCAGAGGACACUCUGCCCAUGAUCUUCGUUGGAUAGAUAUUACCAAAUUUUCGGGGGGGCUGACGAAAAUAAAAAAAAUUCAAGAUGGCGAAAAUGCAGAUGAUGCGCAGAUCACUCCGAGGACCACCGCUUCGACGAUCGUAAACAACUUGCGAGAGAAAGUGUUGUCCAUCGCAGUUGAUGAGAAAUCAUUAUUGAGUGACACGACUCGCAUUCCUUCUCCAAGGACCCAAGGUAGAACCUCUUCUAUCGGCACUUGGUCGAGUUCACCAAAGAUUAAGAGCGUCAGCAUGCGGACUCUGUCGGAUGCUCGUCACAUUGAUCUUGAUGAAAGGGAACAGACUAAUAUUAAAAAAAGAUUUUCAAGAGCUCGGACGCCGCCGCUGACGCCUCCCCCAACAACGCCUCCAUUAACAACGCCGCCGUUAACACCGCCUCCAAUGACACCCCCGGUGACGCCGCUCCCAGUAUUGUCACAAAAAGGUAGCAUACAUACGGUGCAUGCGAUGGAAAGAAAACCAUCAAAGUCAGGAAUUGGGCGAUCUCUUUUAAAGCGAACGGUUGUAGUAAAACGAAAUGGCGCCACCAUCAGGAAAGUCCCAAGGCGACGGUUACCUAUGGAAGCUUCGGCAACUUCAAAUCCUGCGACAAGCAAUGAUCCAACGGACAUGGAAGCCGAUCAUCUGCCUUUAAGGGUGAAGGGACUUCCUUGGCUCCCCGGACCUCCCCGUCCACCAAAACUUCUCCAUGCCUCCCUCGUACCCCUACCACAUCACAUCCAACAAUCCACUCUGCAAAAAUCUAACUCUAAUUCCAAUUCUACGCCAUUGUUGCUACAUGCCAACAAAAAUUUAAAUGAAAAAAUUGACCCCAAGGCUGGAAAUCGAGCCUCUCAAAUAUUUCGACGUAAAUUGUUGGAACAAAGUAUAUCAAUGUCGUUCGGUGGCCGUUUACAACCUCCACAAAGACAACCUAAACGUCGAAAAACAAGAAAGGGGAGUAAUGCAAAUUUGGAAGAACGGAGACUAAGACGAGAACGGAAGAGGAAGGAACAAAACGCAGCGAACUUCAGGAAUGAUAAUUCAGAAAAGGUGAAACGACAUGAUGAAGAAUCUAUGAUCAAGAAGAACAUGAAUCAACAUUUUCUAAAGUCUCCAAGGUCAAAUGCUAAUCGAAGAACGAAAAGUAAUUCUGCCCGUCGAGCUGAAAGGAAAUCAAAAUAUCCAUACACGUCCGGUAGCAUAUCAGACUCACCAUUUCCAAAGCAUUUAUCCUCACGAAAAACAUCACAGAAAAAUCGACAGCCAAGGAUACCCAAAAAGUUCACAACACCUCCAGGACCCCCACUCAUCUCGAUGACGCCAGGGACAUUGUCUCCGACCGAAGGAUAUAACUUUUUCGCUGAUUUUGAUGAUACGAUGGUCGAAAGAAAAUUUUCAGUGGACAGUGCUACCCUCGGACAUUCCCAUUCGCUCGUGACGAACUCAACGUCGCCUGUUGCGUCUCCGAAAUCACAAAAGCAUAGUUUUUUUAGUAUAUUCGGCAAGCGCGAUCACAAUAAAUCAUCGGCGUCCACAGUACCGUCCCCGACCACUCCAAGAUCAAUGCAUUUCGGACUUUCGCCACUGUCACCGCGAUCACCGCGAUCACCAACGAGAUCUUCGAAUGUCUCUCCAUCACGAUCGGUAUCACCAGUUUCACGACCUGCCAGCCCGCUAAAAAGUCCCGGAAGGUCGCGCAACAAUUCGGAACCCCUGAAUGCACAUAACAAAGAAAUGACCGAAUUCGAAAAAGCCGAAAGGUUACGAAAGGAGCAAAACCUAGAGAACAUAAUCGCGCAAGUGGAGUUUGAAAAAAGGAGACCUAAUAGCAAGAUGAAGGCGAUAAAAUCUGCCCUCAUAGCAACAACCACGUCAUGCACAUUGCCAGUGUCACCGGUGACCUGCGCAGUAAGAAAUUUCAACUCUCCAUCCAGUGAUUUGAUAUCAAGAAUCGAUCCGUCUCUGGAAGAUGAAGGCAGUGUGUGCGAGAGUUUUUCAUAUCGCGGGGAAAGUUCGAGGGGCCCAGGACACAUGACUGAAGGCGUACGGUCAAACAAAUAUGGUUCCAAUGAUGGAGUGGUCAUAAAAAUGACAUUAACGCCACCUCUACUUCAAUAA